Messenger RNA from Anopheles stephensi (Asian malaria mosquito), 3730 nucleotides. Its product is annotated as MFS-type transporter SLC18B1-like. Gene Ontology annotation, molecular function: transmembrane transporter activity. The transcript has 8 exons. The coding region runs from base 1237 to 2805 and encodes 522 amino acids. The record is from RefSeq and is a predicted model, not a curated record. Gene Ontology annotation, biological process: transmembrane transport. NCBI's taxonomy places the organism in Eukaryota, Metazoa, Arthropoda, Insecta, Diptera, Culicidae.
CAAUCUCUCCCACAGUGCGGUGGCGUCCGUUGAUAACGAGUACCUCUCGCACACCGCUGCAAACUGAUCAAUCCGUAACGUCGGGUGCGCAAAACACACGAUCAUCUACAACCAUUCUCGAAACUCGAGCUGAUACGCAGUAGCGCUCAUCUUCCCUGUGAGCUGCACGAUCCCAGCGCGAUCAGUCCCUUGGCAGACGACGACCGAACAUCCUCCCGACAGGCUCGCAAGAACCGUGGUGCUUACCCGUGAGCUCCCAAGCACCAAGCGAAACAGUGUUCGCGCAGUGUCCUUUCAGUUUAUCCCCGUAUCUACCGUACAGCUUCUACACGAUCCUGCCGAACAAGUGUUUGCCGUGCAUCAGUGCGUUCACCAAAGAUGCUGUGCUCAGUGUAACCAGUAAAUCAGCACCAGGCAAAGGUCUGUAGCCAAUACCUCUAGCGACGCCCAUGCCCAUCGCUUGUCAGUGUACCGGAGCAAACGGAGCGCAGUGAUUAUCGUGCUGGGAGCACCGAUUCCCGACACGGUUCGAACUUCUCCGCUGUGGUUCAGUGCAUGCGCGCCAACAUCGAGCCAAAGUGUGCUGAUUCUUUUGUCCGCAUCGUGAUUCUGCUGCUGUGGUGUGCACGGAAAGUUUACCGUAUCGAACGGCUCCACUGAUUGGACGAGAAAGCGAACUGGCCGUCAGCGGUCAGUUAUCAACGUCGAUAGUGCGAAGAGUUCUCGCCUUCUCCAGCUUCCGAGGCACAAGGUGUGUUGCUGGACGGCGGCACACAGCGAGCGCAAGAGAAGAUGCUUAAUCCCGUGCUAGGUGCCGUGUCAGCAUUCUGACCCAACCAUCGACGAUUGUACGGCGAGGCAACGUCCUAUACAGCUAGUGUCCGUGUAUGUGUGUGUGUGCGUGUCCUUCGUGUCCUCAAUCUGUUUGGUGUGUUUUUUUUUACCGGAACGAAGGAAACUGCUGUGUUGAGUGGUGGCUGUGGGACACUAAGAACGGUGCGCUCAGAUUAAAGCCCGCAUCGCAGUGUGAGUGAGCAUUCCUUCAGCAGACGAGCAAAAGUGAGACUAGUGAGCUAGUAGUGUACGCGACUUUGUACACUAAGGUACGCUAGGGCAGUGAACAGUGGGCAAAUACAUACUUACACACUCAUCAGCUGAGCCACGACAUCGUCCGGUUAAAACAUCCGCCACCGAAAAAGAAACCCCACACGCACACACAAAACACAAACAUACACAAUGGCGUUAGACUUUACGCGCCGUCAGUGGUUGACGCUGAUGAUUAUGGGACUGGCCGACUUUUGUAAUGCGAUCUGCGUGAGCUUACAAGCACCAUUCUUCCCGAACGAGGCUGAAUCGAAAGGAGCGACGGCCACCGAGUACGGGCUCGUGUUUGGCAUCUUCGAGCUGGUGGUGUUCAUCAUCUCGCCCAUCUACGGCCAGUACAUCAACCGGAUCGGGCCGAAAGUAUUAUUCAACAGUGGCAUCUUCACCACCGGCACCUCGGCCAUCCUGUUCGGGUUGCUGGAUCGCGUGCCGGGCCACGUGCCCUUCAUAACGCUCGCAUUCGUGAUACGCAUCGUGGAGGCGCUUGGAAAUGCCGCCUUUCUGACCGCUUCGUUUGCCAUUAUUGCCAAAGAGUUCCCGAACAAUGUGGCUACCACCUUCGCAUCACUGGAAACGUGCUUCGGGCUGGGAUUGAUCGUUGGACCGAUGGUUGGCGGAGCGCUGUACACUGUCGGUGGCUACUAUUUACCGUUUGUCGUACUCGGAUCGGCUCUCUUCAUAACGGCCAUCUUGACACUGUGCAUUCUGCCAAAGCAUCCGAAUGAGGAGCCACCGAAUCGGGAAAAGUCUGCCUCACUGCUCACCGUGCUGAAGAUACCUGGUGUCGUCGUCUGUGCGCUUGCUAUCUGUGCCACCAGUGCAUCGAUCGGAUUCCUAAGUGCCACCAUGGAACCACACCUGCGACAGUUUGACCUCAGCCCAAUUCUUCUUGGUGUCGUGUUCGUCAUCAAUGGAGGAGUGUACGCUCUAACAGCUCCCAUCUGGGGCUGGGGUGUGGACAAGUUCCUGAACCCGAAAGUUGUCUCGGCCGUGGGAUGCUUCCUGGUUGUCGGUGGGUUCUGCAUGGUUGGACCCGCGUCAUUCAUCCCACUAGACACGAACCUUUCAUACGUCAUUACCGGACUGGUGCUACAUGGACUAGGGAUUGCAGCGGUGCUUGUUUCCAGCUUCACGGACGCACUGAACAUCUCAAUCAAAAAAGGACUUCCAGACAACAUCGAAACUUACGGACUCAUAUCGGGUCUGUGGACGUCGACGUUCGCGUUUGGAGCAUUCGUUGGACCGUCCGUCAGUGGGUUUCUGUUCGAUGCAAUUGGGUUCCGCGCAUCGACCGUGUUUAUCAUCGGGCUACAGCUAGUCGUCGGCAUCAUCACCAUUCUGUUCCUCUGUUUCGAACGAACACCAGCGCCCUACAAAGAAAUUUCCUCCGCCGAGUCACUGAUCAAGCCAACCACCAGCUCACAGGAUGGUGAUUCGCAUAACGAGAGCAGUGCCAGCCGUACCAGCAGUCUCGACAUCACCUAUCGGGGCAACAAGUCGGGAUUCUCCGGCAGUCAGAGUUCGCUCAUCGGUUCCUGGCGCCCGUCGGUAAACAAUCUGCUAAUCAGCAACAGCUAUCAGAGCAAACAAGGACACUGGGCACGUUCCGUCACGGAGCUAGAGACGAACAGCGGCACACAGUACGGAACGCACUACGGAAGCUUUGACGCCCGGCCCGGUUAUCACGAUACGAUGGCCUAGUUGCCACAUGCUGCUGUGCAUCGUGCGUCCCAUGUUCCGGUCAGCGUCGCUGCCGAAGGCUCCGAUGCCGGCAACGGCGAUGCAUGACCUUGCGGAUCGGUAUUUUCUGCUUGCUGCCUUUGUUUCGCUCACCCAAGCGCACACUAUACCUGCCAAAAGACAACCAGCUUAACUAGUUGUAACUACCUCCUGCGUGUCAGAAGCGCACACGUCCUGCGGAUGGACAAUUUUCUUACGUCGUCACUUACGCUACACGGACGGCACACCAUACUCUCUUCAGUCCAGCGAUCCUGGAACACUACAACACUCAUUCUCCACUAAACGGUCUCACUCAACAGUCGACGGAAAAGCUCCCCUUGCUGACAGACGAUAUAGCUACAGAGGUGAAACAGACUGUUGGCAGGUUUCAACAGCUAUCAGCUUCAACGAUAAGACUCUUCCAGGUUUGCAACUGUACGUCAGACCACCCAGCAAAUCGUGCCGCCCAUUUCACCGCUCAUGCGUUCCGAACACGAACAAGAUAUUCAUUUUCGACCUUUAUUUUUAAUGCAACCCUCUCCUGUGCCAACACUUCCCUGUGCCCCCUUCGCUCUAUCCUGUCGCAUGCUUAGCGUCGCUUGAUUACUCGCUCCUGCCCCUGACCUCUGGUGCCUGCAGUCUGCAAUACCAUCGUUUUGUAUCAGUAGCGUCCAACAGUUGCACAGCUGCGUCUGAGGUAGACACCCUGUCCAAGCAGCCUGACCUGCAGUUGCAAUUUGACGCGUACGAUCACGACGGUUGGCAUGGAGCGAGCGGCAGUGUAAUCUAGCAUUAUGUGUGAUGUUGAUAAGUUUUGUGCGGUGUGAAAUGAGAGUAUGUUAGAUAAGGCAUGUGAGCAAACACACAAGUAGAAAGGAAAUAAAAUAUUGUAUUUAUAAUCAACAGA